AUGGCUUUCAAAUUUGUUGUACUCUCAGCUCUAUUGGCCGUUGCCAACGCCGGUGUGUUGCAGCCCGUCACCUACGCCCACUACGCUAAUCCCGCCGUCGAUGCCGUCGCCUCCAGCCACCAGAACGUCGUACGUAAUUUCGAUGGCACUGUCUCACAGUACUCGAAGACCAUUGAAACUCCCUACUCCAGCAUUCACAAAUCGGAUACUCGCGUCAGCAAUAAUGUCUACACACCUGCUCUGGCUAAGACUGUCACUUACUCAGCAGCGCCUGCUGUAGCUAAAACUGUCUAUGCUGCUCCAGCUCCAACCGCUUACUAUGCACACUCCGCUCCAGUUGCUAAAACUGUAGCCUAUGCGGCGCCAGCUGUGGCCAAGACUGUCACCUACGCUGCACCUGCUCCUGAGUAUCAACAUGAGGUACCUGUUGCCAAAACUGUGACGUAUGCUGCCCCGGCUGUUGCGAAGACUGUGUCCUACGCUGCUCCUGCUCCUCUUUACCAUCAUGCCGCACCUGCCGCAGUGCAUUACUCUCCAGCUGAGACUUCCUCUCACAUGAGCUUCGAUGGUUUCGGCACCCACUGGGAAAUGACUUUCAAAUUCGUUGUACUCUCAGCUCUGUUGGCUGUCGCCAGCGCCGGUGUGUUGCAGCCCGUCACCUACACCCACUACGCUAAUCCCGCCGUCGAUACCGUCGCCUCCAGUCACCAGAACGUCGUACGCAAUUUCGAUGGCACUGUCUCACAGUACUCGAAGACCAUUGAAACUCCCUACUCCAGCGUUCACAAAUCGGAUACUCGCGUCAGCAAUAAUGUCUACACUCCUGCUGUGGCUAAAACUGUCACUUACGCAGCAGCGCCUGCUGUAGCUAAAACGGUCUAUGCUGCUCCAGCUCCAACCGCUUACUAUGCACACUCCGCUCCAGUCGCUAAGACCGUGACAUAUGCUGCUCCAGCUGUGGCCAAGACCGUUACCUACGCUGCUCCAGCACACACACCAGCUUUGUACACCCACGCCACUCCCAUCGUUAGCAAGGCUGUGUAUGCACCUGCUCACGCCCACUCCGUUGUUGCUGCUCCAGUCAAGACCGUGGCUUACGCUGCUCCUGCUCCAGUGUAUCAACAUGAAGUACCUGUUGCCAAAACUGUAACCUAUGCUGCCCCAGCUGUGGCAAAGUCUGUCACCUAUGCUGCUCCAGCUCCAGUUUACCACCACGAAGCUCCUGUCUAUCACCAUGCAGCUCCAGUUUACCACCAUGCAGCUCCUGUGGCCACCACCAAUAUUAACCACGGAUCAGCUGCGACUACAUACACCCACAAUGCUCCUGGCCUAUCCGGUUAUGGCUCCAGCCAGACAGUGCACUACUCCCCAGCUGAUACCGCUUCUCACAUGAGCUUCGAUGGUUUCGGUACCCACUGGGGUUGGUAA
Molecule: messenger RNA, 1428 nt
Organism: Rhagoletis pomonella (apple maggot)
Lineage: Eukaryota; Metazoa; Arthropoda; Insecta; Diptera; Tephritidae
Product: extensin-1-like
Exons: 2
Coding region: 1-1428 (475 amino acids)
Source: RefSeq, a predicted model, not a curated record